[Torrubiella] hemipterigena is the source of this 3299-nucleotide messenger RNA. The record is from the annotation of a GenBank genome assembly. NCBI's taxonomy places the organism in Eukaryota, Fungi, Ascomycota, Sordariomycetes, Hypocreales, Clavicipitaceae.
UGCACCACACGCGCCACAGCAUCGUAACCCACUAUAGCACUAGCUUCAGCCACAUGUCGAACAACAACCAACAUCAACAAAACACCAAAUGCCAACAACGCAACCAUGGCGGCUUCGAUAGCGCGGGCGCGCAGGAAUAAAGUAUUCCGAUCUGUAUUUCAGACCGAAGUCGCCCAGCCUACGCCCAUUCUCGCCUCAACCGAUGCCGGCGAAGCAUUCGGCGUGCUCCCCCCGCGAAACGCGUCGUCACCGCGCCGUUCCAGCCGCCAAGCGAGCAACGACACCGUUACCGAUCAGGUGAAAUGGGAUCGCGCAUGGCAUGUGGUCACUACUCGUAUCCAGCUGCCAUCAUCAGUCACUGCUGAGGACUCCUUUGGCAGCCUGAUGCCGCAAUCGCAGGAUGACGACACGCUCUUCUACGAGGCGCUGCCCCUCAUCCUGGAGCCCGCGGGGCACGUGCCGCACGCUGCGCACACCGAAGAUGUCAUUGAGUGGCAUGCUCGGCAGGCCCGGCAGCAUUUUCUACACCAUGUCUUGCCGCUGCUUGCUGGGUGUGCCGAGCAGGCGGACGCAAAGCAAGUGGUGCGGACGACCCUGCAGACGCUCGAGGCGGCACAUCGACAGUAUCUGUACGGCCUGCUGCUCAUAGUCCGCGGCAUUCAAAAGGAACCGGUGGCGGAAAAAGCAGUGGCCUCGUUUAGGACCGACUUGAGCGCCAUUAUUGGCAACUCGUGGACGCCGAAGCUCGUCAAUGCCCUGCGAAUCGUCAUAGCCAACCAGCUCGUCGACAUACUUGGCCACGGCGAACAAUACAAAGCGAAUAAGCCUAGAACGGCGGUGCAAGAGAGACGUGUAAAGAUGGCGCGAGAGGAGCUUCUUAGCCUCUUGGACUCGAUGCAGAAUGUUGGCUUGACGGGCGAUAGGUUCCAGGUGCUCUUUGCUGAGCUAAUGGAUAGCUGUAUGUGUUCGUUUAUACAACUGAGCUAUGCCGGUGUGCUGGGCGUACAACAGGAUGACAAUAUGGACAGUGAUGCUAUUCCGUAUGGCUGCUUGGCGCACCUGUGCGAUUGGAUUGAGAAUCAGUAUAGCCGACUGGCUGUGGAAGUCUUUAGUCGCCUUGGCGGUACAGUUGCCUGGGCUGAUGUGGAAAAGUGGAGGGAGAUUGCAGUUGGUAGAUUGGCAACACUGCGAAUUCAAGAGCUCUUUGAUAUUGUGCUCCAAUGGCCUCACAGUAAAGGCGCACUCAACGACCUCAAGUCUGCUGUCACGACGCCCCAACGAAGGCUGGACUUGACAGAUACGUUCUCAGCAGCGCUGCAAAGGCGGCUGUUGCACCCCGGGCGCUCGACGCUGUAUAUCUUGCAGACAUACAUUUCCAUGAUUCGUGCGUUCCACCUCUUGGACCACUCCAAGGUCCUUCUCAACCGCGUCGUCCACGCCCUACAACUGUACCUGUGUCAACGAGACGACGCCGUGCGUAUUGUUGUGAAUGGACUGCUAUGCGAUAAGAAGCUUGCGUCCCCCGAGGCCCUAAAGUCGCAGUUGUCUGAAAUGGCGACCAUCUUGGAUGAAAGUCUCGAGCAAAAGCUGCUGCGUGAGGAGGAGGGUCACGAUUGGAGCGACAUGACGUGGGAGCCGGAUCCAGUCGAUGCUGGCGCAAACUAUAAGCGGCCUAAGAAUGAGGAUGUUAUUGGCACCAUUAUUAGCGCGCUAGGGUCAGAGGAUGUCUUUAUUAAAGAGUUCCAGGCCACCGUUGCGACACGGUUGCUAUCAAAGCACCCCGACUUCAACCAAGAGUUGAAGGUGUUGCACCUGCUCAAGAAACGCUUUGGCGAGCAGGCCGUCCAAAAUUGCGACGUCAUGUUCAAAGAUAUUUACGAUUCUAAGCGCAUCGGAUACACACUUCGAAAGGCGGUCCACGACGCUUCGCCUAACCCAAGCCCGAUUGCGUACAAGUACAAGAUUCUGUCACGACUCUUUUGGCCAAACCUGACUAAGGAUACGUUUAAAGUUCCGGAGCCUAUCGCCGAGCUGCAGGAACAGUAUGCCAAGGGCUUUGAGCAGCUCAAGUCGACGCGGAAGCUCAACUGGCUCAAUCAACUGGGUUCGGUGACGGUGCAGCUAGAUCUUGAGGACCGCUCUGUGGAAGUGGAGUGCAAAACAUAUGAAGCUACUGUCAUCUACGAGUUUCAAAAUGCCGAUGAGGAGAGUGGUGCCCCGGCGCAGCGCAACUUUAACGACAUUUGGCAGACGCUCAUGCUAGACGAGGAUCUUCUGGAAGAGGCGCUGGCAUUCUGGGUCUCCAAGCGUGUUCUCAGGGAUAUAGGCGACCAAAAUUACGAGGUCAUUGAGCGUCUGGGUGUCAAUGACCAAGAAGAUGCUGGUGAUGGCCCUGGCAAUGACGCCGGCGACGAUGGCGACGAUGAUGCACGCAUGGCUGACGGAGGCUCCGUGUCGCCCAAGAAGGCAGCGUUGGAUCCUGCCGAGCAAGAGAGGCGAAACGUCUACUGGCAAUUCAUUGUGGGCAUGCUUACCAACUCUGCGCCGGCGAUGCCUCUGGGCCAGAUUUUGAUGAUGAUGAAGAUGUUGAUUGCCGAUGGGUGCUCGUGGAGCAACGAGGAACUAGCCGAGUUUCUGGGGGAGAAGAUUGCCGAGGGCGAUCUUGAGCUUGUGGGAGGUAAAUACAAGCUUGUGAAGAAGUAGAGCAUAGCCAGACGAGGCUGGUGUCGAUCUCAUCAAAUCAUCAAGCUGUGAGUGUGAGCCACUGCAAGUUUCUUGGUUUGUCUAUGUGCUGGCGGCGAUUCCAAAUCGGCCAUGGCCCGAAGUAGACUGAGGCUGGCUGAGAAGCAUGAAGAAGUAUUAAAAAACAAGUGUCUGUACGAUUAGCAUUAGUUGGCGUUUUAUUUGGUAUGGAAAUUCAUCAUGAUUCACUUUGACAGAGUGGUUUUUCGCCAGAGUAUUUUGGGAGCUGGGGAAGCUGUGAGACCAGUGGUGAUGUAACACCUGAGUCAAGAUGCCUGGCGAUGUGUCUCUGGUUGGAGAGGGGCCACGAAUCGCGAGAAUUCCAGUUGCUUGUGCGCGGGUCCGUUAUUUCUUUUUUUUUCUGAGAUUUUCCUAUUUUUGGAGGUGAGAAUUAAAAAAAAAAUAGAUUGCGAAUCAAGAGAUUUAAUAUAAAAAUAAAGACAAUGCAUGAUGCAUGCAUGAAAGACUCGGUGCCGCUGGCCUGGAAAAGCAAGCAAUUAUUGCCUGUAAAGAAAAUUACAGCCAACUAACUGCAUGUGCUUACAGUACAGUACCUA